UCGUUUACGGCCCUCUCCUCCGCGGUCGAGCCACUGCCCGCCAUGGAACAAGACAAAAGCACGAGCUGGCCUUCCCCCCCGGUCUUCAAAGUCCCGACCCAGUGCAGCGAGAAGCCCGAGGCGGAGUCUCCAUGGGCGCCCCCAGGCCCGCAGCCAAAGCACCUCCGAACAGGAAGUCCACCACCCUCCGUUGCCUCUUCGAGCUGGACGCCGUCGCCCACGACGCCCCCCUGCCGCCCCCCUCCGCUGAUGCCGAGGUCGACGAGCUACUUUCCUCGAUAUCCCGCUGCGCCGACCCGACGUUGGAGUCGCCGUCGCAGCAGCAGGAGGUCAAGCGCCAGCAGCUGUCCCGCGUGCUCUCCGCCGUCCGGGGCGCCACGCGGCCGCUCGACGACACGGUGUGGCCUCCCCUCGUCUUCAUGCUCUCCGCCAACCUCUUCCGCCCGCUGCCCCCGCCGGCGAGCCCCUGCUUGCCGCCGGACCUGUACGAGGAGGACGGCCUCGCGAUGAGCCUUGCCCCCUCGUGGCCGCACCUGCACAUCGUCUACGACAUCCUGGCGGCGCUGGUGGAAGGCGCCGACGCCAAGGUCCUGCGAAGGCACCUCGACCGCGCCUUCCUCCGCGGCCUCCUCGCUCUGUUCCAGUCCGAGGACCCGCGGGAGCGCAACCGCCUCAAGAACGUGUUCCACGACCUCUACUCCAAGUUCGCCUCCGACCGCUCCUUCAUGCGGAAGUCCAUGAACAACGUGCUCCUCCGCUACGUGUUCGACGGGGAGCGGCAUUACGGCAUCGGGGAGCUGCUGGAGAUAUGGGGCAGCAUCAUCAACGGGUUCGCCGUGCCGCUCAAGGAGGAGCACAGGCUGUUCCUGACGAGGGUGCUGCUGCCGCUGCACAAACCCAGGGGGAUCGGCGCCUACCACCGGCAGCUGUCCUAUUGCGUGACCCAGUUCGUGCACAAGGAGCCGGGCCUCGGGGAGGAGGUGGUGAAGGGCAUCUUGAAGCGUUGGCCUGUCACCAAUUGCCAGAAAGAGGUGCUGCUUCUCGGGGAGCUGGAAGACCUGUUGGAGAGCUUGGAUCCCCCGCAGUUCGAGAGGCUGGCGCCGCCGCUCUGCGCUCGGAUCGCCCGGUGCUCAAACAGCGCCAGCUCUCAGGUAGCAGAAAGAGCGUUGUACGUAUGGAACAGCGAACGGUUUGUGAUGAUGGCAUCACAGUCCUGGGAACAAGUUCUUCCUGGCAUAGUCGAGUGCAUCGAGAGGAACCUGAGAUGGCACUGGAGCAAGUCGGUGCAGCACCUGACUACAUCUGUGAAGAGCAUGCUGGAGGAAAUGGAGCCGGUGUUGUACUCCAGAUAUCAACUUGAGCUUGGCCACAAGGAAUCAGUGAUGAUCCAGGAAGAGACCAAGAGGAAGAUAAGGUGGGAGAGGCUGGAGAUGGCUGGCUGCUCAAGGUCACAUGAUGAGAGGAAGUCAACUCAAACAUUUACAUCUCUCUCUGAAGUCAGUAGUAGUAACUUAUUGUGAACAUACCUCCUGUUUCAGUCUGAAGCUGUCACCAAAAUCAACACUGGUGCUCCUAAACAUCAAGGUGUGCCAAACUUGUGACCAACUAAGGAAAUGUGGAGCAUAUGUUUUCUUGAUUCUUUUCUCUUCCUGUAAUAGAUUCUUGGAGUUGGAACUGUC
Musa acuminata AAA Group (dessert banana) is the source of this 1679-nucleotide messenger RNA. Its product is annotated as serine/threonine protein phosphatase 2A 57 kDa regulatory subunit B' beta isoform-like. Gene Ontology annotation, cellular component: protein phosphatase type 2A complex. Gene Ontology annotation, biological process: signal transduction. Bases 132 to 1520 code for a protein of 462 amino acids. Gene Ontology annotation, molecular function: protein phosphatase regulator activity. Lineage: Eukaryota; Viridiplantae; Streptophyta; Magnoliopsida; Zingiberales; Musaceae. The record is from RefSeq and is a predicted model, not a curated record. The transcript has 3 exons.